Eurytemora carolleeae is the source of this 1722-nucleotide messenger RNA. RefSeq lists its product as uncharacterized. Lineage: Eukaryota; Metazoa; Arthropoda; Copepoda; Calanoida; Temoridae. The coding region runs from base 45 to 572 and encodes 175 amino acids. The record is from RefSeq and is a predicted model, not a curated record. The transcript has 7 exons.
AUAAUAUUCAGUAGAGGUAUAACUUCUUUACUAACUACAGAAUCAUGAGGAUUUUGUUCGUUGUUCUUGUCUUGUCCCUUGUUCUCUUCUGCUUGGUGGAAGCCGCUAAACAGGAUAAAAAGAGAAAACACGCUAAAAUUGACGUAGGACGUAGAAGGAAACAAGCAAAAACAACUAAGAAGCAGGGCAUUAGAAGACGAACUCUACAGAAGACAGUGAAAUCCGGCAAUGCUAAAUCAGUCGCCCGUGCCAACGAGGUUGGAAAUGGUUGUGAUUAUGUUGUUCUCUCCGAACUACCCACCAGGGCAAAAGGAUGUGUUAAUGGCGCUAAGUUUGUGAUCAGACCUGGAAGUAACUCUAGAAGGCAGUAUGUCAUCAUGAACGGUAAACCUCUGCUUCUCUGGGUGACCCGAGGAACUAAGUUUACUGACUGUACAGCCUUCACAGACAGAACAGCUUCAAUUUCAUGCAAGGAAGUUACUGGUCUGGCAGCUAUUGAUCUUGGUGUGACUGGAGCUCCCGGCACCAAUACUACUGCAGCACCUUCAUCAGGUAAUAAAACUCUACCCUAGAGGUACAGUAUACGAGUUCAACCUUGAAAAAAGCAAUAUCAUCAACUGUAAAACUUUUUAUUGUAUAUUUUAUUCAAUAUUUUCUAGUCGCGCUCGACCACAACCAUAAUAUUGAAUAAAUUUUAUCUAAAUUAUGAAUAAUUUUGUUUAUCAAAUCGAAUCCAAUUGGAUAGAACAUAACAUGUUAUGGUUGCUUAAAACAUUGUUCUUCGCAAUUUUGACUACCAUUUAUUUUAAUUAGAAAAAAUCUUACAGUUAUCAGAUCUUAUUGAUUUAGUUUUGUUCAAGGUUAAUGCUCUCUAAAAUAUUUAGUUAUUUGUCUUAUCAAUAUCAAAUUAGAUUUGAAUAUAAAAGAAACUUAAACAAUCAGACAGUUUUUGUGAGCAAUUAUCUACUUUUUGUAAGAUUGUUUAGAAGGGAAACAAUACUACACUCAGUCGAUUCUAAAGCUCAUCUUGUCAAUAAACUGUUUAAAUUGCACCUGGUGGUGGUGGUUUAAUAAUUUCAAAUGUGACGCAAGAGUAGGAUAAUGUACACUGUAAAAUGUUACCAAAAUUAUGGUAAACUGGUUCUUUAAAAAUGGCUGGAACGUUGUAAAACCCUAAAAAUGGCUGAAUUUAAUCUUGCUGAAAUACUACAACAGUUCCUGAUGAAAAAGUAACAAGCUUAAGUUUUUAAUUUGUCUGUUGGUCUCUGAAACAGUGAUCGCAUGGAAACUAAGAAUAUGAGAGGUAGCUUUUAGCAUUUCUGUUGAGCGGAAGUUAAAACCGUUUGAGCAAAACAUGGUGUGGGGAAGUUGAAACCAGUUUGAUCAUCAUGUGGUCAGAGGAAGUCGAAACCAGUUUGAUCACCUUGUGGUGUGGGGAAGUUGAAACUAGUUUGAUCACCAUGUGGUGAGAGGAAGUCGAAACCAGUUUGAUCACCAUGUGGUGAGAGGAAGUUGAAACCAGUUUGAUCACCAUGUGGUGAUAGGAAGUUAAAACUAGUCUGUUCAGUGAUCACCAUGCGGUUGAAACCAGUUUAACCAGAACGUAAUGAGAGGAAGUUUAAACUGGUUAUUUUACGCUUGUGUGUGAUCAAGAAGUCCCAUGAUGAAAGAAAAAAUUUGUUUUAUUAUUUUCGAUUUUAAUAAAAUUUAUGCUUGUCACCA